This is a messenger RNA of Opisthorchis viverrini, 225 nucleotides long. RefSeq lists its product as hypothetical. Lineage: Eukaryota; Metazoa; Platyhelminthes; Trematoda; Opisthorchiida; Opisthorchiidae. The record is from RefSeq and is a predicted model, not a curated record. The transcript has a single exon. Bases 1 to 225 code for a protein of 74 amino acids.
AUGCGACGUUCACGGCGUUCACGAGCUGGGGGCAAGGGGACUGAUAUUCAUGACAAAACAUCUCAUGUCCUUCGAAAAAAGAAUAUUCAUGUGGAUGGACGAGUUCUGGUAAGUAUUGAUGGACACGUAUUUCGGGUGUGGGAGGAAUGUGGGCAUGGUUUGGUUUUCGUUUUCUCUAUGCUCUACGAUCCUGUUUUUCCUCGCACAAAGAAGCACGUCACCUAA